This is a messenger RNA of Condylura cristata (star-nosed mole), 688 nucleotides long. RefSeq names its product hematopoietic prostaglandin D synthase (gene HPGDS). Bases 1 to 600 code for a protein of 199 amino acids. Gene Ontology annotation, molecular function: glutathione transferase activity. The transcript has 5 exons. The record is from RefSeq and is a predicted model, not a curated record. Gene Ontology annotation, biological process: glutathione metabolic process. NCBI's taxonomy places the organism in Eukaryota, Metazoa, Chordata, Mammalia, Eulipotyphla, Talpidae.
AUGCCAUACUACAAACUCACUUACUUUAACAUGAGGGGGAGAGGAGAGAUUAUUCGUUACAUUUUUGCAUAUUUGGACAUAAAGUAUGAAGACCACAGAAUAGAACAAGCUCAUUGGCCUGCAAUCAAAUCAGCAAUUCCAUUUGGCAAAAUCCCCGUUUUGGAAGUUGAUGGACUUAUCCUUCACCAGAGCCUAGCAAUAGCAAGAUACUUGGUCAAACAAACAGAUUUGGCUGGAAAAACAGAAGUGGAACAAUGUCAAGUUGAUGCAAUUGCAGACACUUUGGAUGAUUUCAUGUCCCGUUUUCCUUGGGCAGAGAAAAAACAAGAGAUAAAAGACAAGAUAUUUAAUGAGCUGUUUACAUCUGAUGCACCUCAUCUUCUGCGAGAUUUGGACACAUAUUUAGGGGGAAAAGAGUGGCUUGUUGGUAACUCUGUAACUUGGGCAGAUUUCUACUGGGAAAUUUGCAGUACCACACUUUUGGUCUUUAAACCUGACUUGUUGGACAUGCAUCCAAGGCUGGUGAUGUUACGGAAGAGAGUUCAAGCCAUCCCAGCAAUUGCUGACUGGAUACAACGAAGGCCCCAAACCAAACUCUAAGUGAUACCUGCUCCCUCCUAAAUUUUGUGGUUCUUCAAGCCUCCUCCCAUUAGAGAAGACAGCUAUACCAGCCUUCCACAUAACUCAC